GGUGGCACUGCCUGCACAGCUAACUUAAUUACUUUUGUAAGUUUGUUUACUUCCAAUAUAUGAUCAUUGAGCGCCUGCGGCAACUGGGUAAUAAGGAAGUCUCUACUUUGUAUGAGAUCUUUUGAAUUUUUAUUUUGGUGGGUGGCAGGAGAAAGAGGGUAAUAAGAGAUUAGCAUACUUUCAUGCUAUGUGGAGUUGGUGGAGAGAUUGUCUGUUUAGAAUGAGUAAGAAAAGUGAGGAAAGAAAGGAAAAAGAAAGAAGAGAAAGAGCGUUUAUUGAGAAUGGAAGCAAGCUAUUGGAGAAGCUGAUUGUCACUUGCAAUGACAAGUCUAUUCCCAUUCGUAGCUUCUCUGCUCAAGAGCUCCAACUAGCAACCAACAACUAUAAAAAUCCUCUGAGAAAGCUUUGGUACAAGGGUUAUCUUGAAGGAAGAAGUUUUUUUGUUAAGCCAAUUCCUGACAAUAAAAUAUGGGCUGAUUUUGCCAUUAAUGAUCUAGUAAUGUCUGCACAGAUGAGCUCUCAUAAAAAUGUAUUAAAGCCUGUAGGGUGUUGUCUCGAGACUCAAUCUCCCAUUUUAGUGUAUGAAUCUGCUAUGAAUGGUUUCCUUAUGGAUAGAAUUUUCGUGUCCCAUGAUACUCGACAACAACAUCAGCCCAUGGAGUGGUCCAGCAGGUUAAAGGUUGCAAGGCAGAUUGCUCAUGCUAUUUCGUAUCUUCAUACCGCUUUCUCUAGGCCCGUCAUCCACAUGGCUAUACAUAUGCGAAAUAUCUUAUUAGAUGAACAUGAUGUUCCGAAAUUGGACCACUUUUUUUAUUCAGUAUCAAUCCCUGAGGGUGAAAUAGACGUGGAAGUUUAUGAUGGCCUUUGGAAUGUAUACUUCAACCCCCCUGAAUUGGAAGGAACGGGCAAGGUAACUGAAAAAUCGGAUGUAUAUUACUUUGGUGAGCUCCUUCUAGAGCUUUUAACUGGAGAGAAAUCAUAUAAUAUAACUCGAUUAGAAACUGAUAAAUAUUCAAGCUUAAUAGCAUACAUUCAUACAUGUGCUCAAGCUUGUUGCAUAAAUGAGAUUGUGGAUCCUGCAAUCUAUUCCGGGAAAGGAGAUGUUAGUUUAAAGCAGCAAUUACAAGCUGUGCUGGACCUUGCCUUGACAUGUACAGAGGAGGAUCCACAGAGAAGGCCGACUAUGGUGGAUGUGACCAAAGAACUCAGACGGAUUGAGAGUAUAUAAAUGUUAGGGUUGAACGGAAUCUACAAAGGUCUAUAUUUAUUCCUCACAACAAGGACAUGAUAGGCGGAAAAUAAAAAGGGGAAACGAUAUUUGACUGAUUGUAAGGGAGCAGGAACAAAAAGAACAUCUGAGAUAUGAAAUGAGCUGAGGUUGAAUUAGCAUCUUCAAACGCACUUGGUUGGAUUGUUUUAGAUUUAGAUAUUUGAGUUAGAUUUGGUUUUAAUGGGUUUAAAAUAAAUUUUGUUUUGAGUAUUUGUAUUAGAUUUGGGUUAAAUUAGUUUUUGGUAUUUGCCUAUGGUGUUUGUAAUUAGAUUUGUAAAUGGAGAUAUGUGUUGGGUGUUUA
Molecule: messenger RNA, 1571 nt
Organism: Quercus robur (English oak)
Lineage: Eukaryota; Viridiplantae; Streptophyta; Magnoliopsida; Fagales; Fagaceae
Product: serine/threonine-protein kinase ZRK1-like
Exons: 2
Coding region: 188-1228 (346 amino acids)
Biological process (GO): protein phosphorylation; cell surface receptor signaling pathway
Cellular component (GO): plasma membrane
Molecular function (GO): ATP binding; protein serine/threonine kinase activity
Source: RefSeq, a predicted model, not a curated record